CGUGCAGGCUUGUGGUUGAGCUUGUAAAUGAGUUACUGAGUUUAAGCUCUUUUAUUUGAUUGAGCUAUUCCUUGAGCUGAGAUCUAGCUCAAAUUUCAGACCAAAGGGUACACUGUUGACUUUGUGUACGGUCCUGGUAAAGUUAAAUUCAAGAUAUUAAAAUAAAAGUAAAAGGUUUGCUUUACACUCAAAUGAAAUCUACGUUACUCUCCAGACCUGCAUCAGAGUAUUUGACUACUGAUAGCAUAGAGAGAGAUACGGUGAAUUAUCCAUGUAAGAACGCAAGCCAUACCUGGUACAAAUUUUUUAUUUCCUGAGGUAGUUGAUUUGUUUACUGACUGUUAUGAAGAUGAUAUCCCCCUCUCUCUGAUGGAGGAGAUGUAGUUUAAAUUAAUAAUUGAGGAUACUAACGAAGACUUAUGUUCAAUUUCAGUUGGAAAUAGUGGGCAAGAACCACAAAGUUUGACGCAUGUUACACCAACAGAAGCUCCCCAGCUUGAACUUGUUGGUCACUCAAUUGCAUGUACAUUAAAUCCAUAUCAGGAUCCAUAUUAUGGGGGCAUGAUGACAGCUUAUGGACACCAGCCUUUGGGUUAUCCUCAUCUUGUUGGAAUACCUCAUGCUAGAAUGCCUUUGCCCCUUGAGAUGACACAAGAACCUGUGUAUGUGAAUGCCAAACAGUACCAAGGAAUUCUGAGACGAAGACAGGCACGUGCUAAGGCUGAACUUGAGAAGAAGCUUAUAAAAGCCCGGAAGCCAUAUCUUCAUGAAUCUCGUCACCAGCAUGCCAUGCGAAGGCCUAGGGGCAAUGGAGGACGUUUUGCCAAGAAAACUAAUGAUGAUGCUUCUAAGCCUCCUGCUAAGGAAAAGGGGGCUGAUUCAGGUCCCAUCCUUUCAUCUCAGUCUGCCAGUUCAUCAGGUUCCGAACCAUUGCCAUCUGAUCCUGCUGAAACCUGGAAGUCUCCCAUUAGCCAGCAAGAAGCAGGAGGAUCCCAAGUUCACAACACAGCUCAUGUAAAUGGCAGUGGCCAAUACCAGAAUCAUGGUGGUUUCCAGGCCCCACCAUAUCCUUCAAACUUGGGAAGAGAAGAAGACGGAGACUAUUUGGGCCAACGACGAGGAAGUAUUUCCUCUGCCCAGUCUUCACAGAGGCCUCUUGCCAUCCAGUGAACCCCUUGUGUUGGGUGGGUGCCAAGAUGAGGAUACCCAGCCGAACAUAGAGCUGUGAAGUCAUUCUUGGCAAACCUGUUGCUAGGGCGGCAAAUCAUUCUUGGCUUUGGACUUGGUGUUUGUUUAGGUUGCAGUGAAAGGGGAGAAGGGAUGAUUGGGGCUUUAUUUACGUUGGCCGCAGCCCCAUUCAUUAUUUCUUUCCCUUUUUUGUCAUUUCUGUACAUGAAUCAUUGUCAGACAAACUCAAAAUGUAGCUUAGCUUGUGAGGAUCCUAUACAAUCUGACAGCAAUCUGGUUUUCUGUAAAAUCUCUUUUUCCAUCAAAAUUUGUGUUGUGUAAGGGUUUUAAACAUGACCUAGCGAGUGAAGAUGAUAUACGGAUAUUCUAAGGAUUUUACCUGGUUGGGGCAAAUUAACAAAAGAAAAUGUAUGUU
Molecule: messenger RNA, 1603 nt
Organism: Rubroshorea leprosula
Lineage: Eukaryota; Viridiplantae; Streptophyta; Magnoliopsida; Malvales; Dipterocarpaceae
Source: the annotation of a GenBank genome assembly